Messenger RNA from Penicillium canescens, 1062 nucleotides. Its product is annotated as putative U1 snRNP complex component Yhc1. NCBI's taxonomy places the organism in Eukaryota, Fungi, Ascomycota, Eurotiomycetes, Eurotiales, Aspergillaceae. The coding region runs from base 160 to 732 and encodes 190 amino acids. Gene Ontology annotation, biological process: mRNA 5'-splice site recognition; mRNA splicing, via spliceosome; spliceosomal snRNP assembly. Gene Ontology annotation, molecular function: zinc ion binding; pre-mRNA 5'-splice site binding. The record is from RefSeq and is a predicted model, not a curated record. The transcript is spliced from 4 exons. Gene Ontology annotation, cellular component: U1 snRNP.
CUCCAGACUUGAAAUCCGAGCAGCAACGCCGAGUCACAUCAAGCUAUUUCCGGGCGCGCUGCGACUCAACGACAGAUACUCCGAAAACCAUGGCCAGAUUACUGACAUACACUUCAUUUCACAGGCGACUAUUGCGAUGUAUACCUCACGCACGACUCGAUGAGCGUGCGGAAGGCGCAUAACUCGGGUCGUAACCAUCUGAGGAACGUCGUCGAAUACUACCAACAAAUCGGUCAAGAGAAGGCCCAAUCAGUCAUCGACUCAAUCACCUCGUCCUACGCCGCUGAGGGCCAGCCUCUCCCCAAUCCCGCAAUGGUGCCCGGCGCUUUCCCGCCGCCAUUCGGCUUCCCUGGUCGACCAGGCCAAAUUCCCCCUCCUCCAUUCGGCAUCCCACCCCCCGGAGCCCCCGGUGCACCAGGCAUGCUUCCUCCCCCAGGCGCCCACGGCGGUCUCCCCUUCCCACCGCCCUUCAACGCAACAGGAACACCCCCAACAGGCGGCUUCCCCCCACCCCUCCCCAACAUGCCCCAAGGCGCAGGCCUGCCCCCUCCACCUCCAGGCGGCUUCCCCAACAUGCCUUUCCCACCUCCCGGUGCAGCGGGCUUCCCGCCUAUGCCCAGUGCCCCGAUGGGUGCUACGAAUUCGCCGAUUCCUACUGGUCCGCGUGGCUCAGAAGGGUAUCCUCCUCCCCCUGGCGGUGGACCUCCUCCUGGGAUGGAUUCUCGGUGGUGAUUUUGUUUACUGAUACCUCUUUCUAACUGAUUUCUCUGCUAUUGUUUGUUAAGAUUGGGAGGUGGGGGUGUGUGGUGUCGGAUGUGAUAUUGAUAUUGAUUGCUUUGCGUUGGGUUACAUUGCAUGUAUCUCCGGUACCAUCCUCUCUCUCUUCGUGGGUCUUUUUUGUUUAAUGUAAAAUAGCGAUUUUUCUUCUUAUGUUUCUCUGCUUCCUCUAUCCAUGUUACACUCCAUCUCAGAUGAAUCUUUGCGAUUUCAACAGGCGCUUCUGUCUGCUGUUAUCAGAUCAUGAAAUUGGAUUCGCUACAAGAUCCUCAGACCAUAUCUACC